AUGAAGGAAGAGGAAGAAGCAAAAGAGGAGGAAGAGGAAGUGAAGGAGGAAGAGGAAGAAACAAAAGAGGAAGAGGAGGAGGAAGUGAAGGAGGAGGAGGAAGAAGGAACAAAAGAAGCUGAAGAGAAUUCCAAAGCUGAAGAUGAAGCUGACAACGAAGCUGAAGAAGCAGAGGAGCCAGAGGAUGAGGACAUCGGUGCUGAUGAUGAAGAAGAGACAUCCGAAUGCAGAGGAGAUGCUGAUGGCUCUGGAACUGACAACAAUCCUGAAGGAGAUGCUGCAAAAGGAAGUGAGGAAGCUAAGCAAGAUGAAGCUGAGGCAGUGGAAGACGGAAAUCCAAAGUCAGAAGAUCAGGCAUGUUCAGCUGAGGAGGAAAACAACAGUGAAGGAGGUGACAUAUACGAUGAGAAUGAUGAGGAACCUACCAGUGAUGACCCUGACAAGGCACAUGAAAAACACGAAGACAAAGGCAACAACAAGAUUUCUGAGAAAGCCUCAAAGGCCAAACGCAAAACAAACAGCAAAAGGCUGAAGAAUCUGAACAAAGCAGCUGCCUUUUCUUGUUAUUCUUCCAUGGGAAACUUCUCACAGCAAUCCCAGAAGGGGUCUGAAGAUGAAAGUGAAGAGGAAUGCAAAGAUGACAACGACCCCAUGAACAACCACAGCAAUGGAGAGGUUCAAAGUGGUGACAGCAGCAAACCCUCACAGAUGUAUCCUGACAGUGAAGAAGAAGAAGACGACAAAGCAUCUUCAUGCACUGAUCCUUUAGGAGAUGAGGACCAGGCAGAUGCUGAAGAUGCAGAUCCAAAGAAGGUUGAACAUACUGAUGAAGUUCAGGCUUCUAAAAAGAAAGAAGACUCUGAUGAGAUUGACCAGGAUGACCUGGACUUCUAG
Pygoscelis adeliae (Adelie penguin) is the source of this 894-nucleotide messenger RNA. Its product is annotated as myb-like protein X. Bases 1 to 894 code for a protein of 297 amino acids. The transcript has 2 exons. NCBI's taxonomy places the organism in Eukaryota, Metazoa, Chordata, Aves, Sphenisciformes, Spheniscidae. The record is from RefSeq and is a predicted model, not a curated record.